Acytostelium subglobosum LB1 is the source of this 327-nucleotide messenger RNA. RefSeq lists its product as hypothetical. The record is from RefSeq and is a predicted model, not a curated record. The transcript has 2 exons. Lineage: Eukaryota; Evosea; Eumycetozoa; Acytosteliales; Acytosteliaceae. The coding region runs from base 1 to 327 and encodes 108 amino acids.
AUGGUAUACGCUGAACCAAACAACACAUCUGAACUCACCGAAGCACUCCAGGGAGGUGGCAAGCAGCUCGUUUACUUGACCGCUACAUGGUGCGGUCCAUGCAGACAGAUUGCUCCACACUUUACAAAGGCCUCUGAUGAUGCCGCUAAUGCUUCAAUCAAGUUUUUCAAGGUCGACAUUGAUAAGUGCAAUGAUCACCCAAUCGUCAAGGAUGUCACUGGUGUACCAACAUUCAUUGCCCUCCACAAUGGAACACAGAUUGAUGUCUUCUCUGGUGCCAACCUAACAAGACUGAACACUUUGGUUGCCAAGCUGGUUGCUGCUUAA